Molecule: messenger RNA, 1494 nt
Organism: Gloeophyllum trabeum ATCC 11539
Lineage: Eukaryota; Fungi; Basidiomycota; Agaricomycetes; Gloeophyllales; Gloeophyllaceae
Product: sugar transporter
Exons: 4
Coding region: 1-1494 (497 amino acids)
Biological process (GO): transmembrane transport; carbohydrate transport
Cellular component (GO): membrane
Molecular function (GO): carbohydrate:proton symporter activity
Source: RefSeq, a predicted model, not a curated record
AUGGUCGGCACCAUUGCUGCUAUGCCAAAUCCGCCCGUCGAGGCGUACCUGGGAUUGCGCGGAAGACCACUGGUAUAUGCAAUCACCUUCGCAUGCUCUCUCGGUUUCCUCCUCUUUGGCUACGAUAAUGGAGUCUUCUCGGGUCUUACCACAGACCCAACGUUUCUCGCUCAGUUGUCUAACCCCAACUCCACACUGCUCGGGUUUAUAGUCGCCGUGUAUGAGCUGGGAUGUCUCCUGGGCGCCCUGGUUUGUGCGUGCUGGGGCGAGAAGUUUGGCAGGAAGACCAUUUGCUCUGCAGGAUCGACCGUGUUGAUUCUGGGUACCAUAGUGCAAGCCACCAGCUAUGGUCGCGUUCAGAUGAUUGUUGGCAGGGUGGUCACGGGCGUCGGCAUGGGCUUCAUCACAAGUGCAGUCCCGAUCUACCAGGCCGAGACAACAGUUGCCCAUUCGCGUGGCCGUAUGAUCGCGGUACAACUGUCAACGUUGAUCGUAGGCAUUGUGAUAGCGUACUGGAUUGACUACGGGAUGUCGCUAAGACCGAGUUCCAUUCAAUGGAGGUUUCCCAUCGCCUUUCAAAUAGUAUUUGCGCUGGGAUUGAUUGCAAUGUGCAACGUUCUUCCUGAGUCGCCGCGAUGGCUUUCCGCUCAUGGACGCUCAGAGGAAGCCCUACAAGUCCUCAGCUCUCUGCGCAACGCUCUUCCCACCUCCCAGCUCGUUUCUGCCGAGUUCCAGGACAUACAGAACGCCGUCGCUCUGGAAGCGGCGGCGACGGGAUCUUGGAAAGAUGUCUUCUCCCACGGAGGCAUUAUGUGCUGGCAGCGAACCAUGAUUGCGUGCACUGUCCAGUCCAUCCAGCAACUGACCGGCACCAACAUGAUUGUGUACUACGCUCCAUAUUUCUUCUUCCUCGUCAUGUCCUUCCUUCCGUGGGUAUUACUUGACAAGGUUGGGCGGAGACGACUCUUCAUCUUCGGAGGCUUCGGGUUGGGAAGUUGUAUGCUCAUCUCAGCUAUUUUGAUCAAAUUGGGUGGGCGGAACAAUGGCAUAGGCGCGGUCGUGAUGCUUUACAUAUACCAGGGAUUCUUCACCGUCUCGUGGAUGUCCAAUAUGUGGUGCUAUCCUAGCGAGAUCCUGCCCGUUCGAACCAGGCAGCGUGGUGGGGCGCUGUCGGUCGUGUUCCAAUGGAUUACCACGUUUCUGGUGGUCGAGAUUACUCCUCCUGCGAUAUCCAAUAUAGGCUGGAGGACGUACAUCAUUUUUGCGGUCUUCAACUUCGCCAACAUCUUCAUCUCUUGGUAUUGGUUCCCCGAAACAGCCGGCCGGACACUUGAGAGCAUUGAUUAUCUCUUCGCUGACUCGAAUAGCGUAAGAGAGGUCGUUUUGAAGUCUAUUCGUCUACGAGACGAAGGGCGCGAUGCGGCCCGUCAGAGUGAAGAAGAGUCGGAGCCAGGGAAAACAGCAGAUGUUGUCGAGAAAGUCUUGGACGCAUGA